This is a messenger RNA of Sphaeramia orbicularis (orbiculate cardinalfish), 1031 nucleotides long. It is a transcript of the gene mrps34, whose product is annotated as mitochondrial ribosomal protein S34. Gene Ontology annotation, molecular function: structural constituent of ribosome. NCBI's taxonomy places the organism in Eukaryota, Metazoa, Chordata, Actinopteri, Kurtiformes, Apogonidae. The coding region runs from base 138 to 791 and encodes 217 amino acids. The transcript has 4 exons. The record is from RefSeq and is a predicted model, not a curated record. Gene Ontology annotation, cellular component: mitochondrion.
GUUUUACAGUCGGACCAGUAAACGGAAGUUGUGUGUGUUGCAACUUGAGGUCAACUUCUGCUGCAUGCUCUCAGACAUAUUCGGGGGUAAAGGUUGACCCGUGUGAACUGAAAGUAGCUACCUAAAAUCAGACAGCCAUGGCGAAGAAAAAGCGGCUUCGCCUCAUAGCUGAAAUGGCUCGGAAGAUCCGUGCUUACCGGGAGCUCAAGUCCAGGCCACGGGACUCCCAGAAGUACGAUCUGGAUUAUGACACAAUGAAGCGACCUCUUACUGGGAAGAUGCUGCCCAUACUGGCCUGGCAGGACGUCCGCAGGGAGAGCCGCCUAUUCUCACUUAUGGCAGGCAUGAGGAUGUUCGGGGUCGGCCGCCUCUUCACCCGCAAAUCCUGGCUGGAGGAUCACACAGAGCCCAGCUACUGGCAGAUCACAAAGGUGAAGGUGGACUACACAUCUGAGAACAUGGAUCACGGCAAAGCUUGGGGAGUCCUCACAUACAAAGGAAAACAGGAGACUGAGGUCAAGGAGAUUGACAAGGUGAUGUACCAUGAUUGGCGUCUGAUACCAAAACACAUGGAGCAGCAGGUCAAGGAUUUUAAACCGCUUCCUAGUCCGCCUGUACGCUUUGUCCCGUUUCCUCCUCUGCUCCGUGCAAUGAUUCUGGCCCAACAAAAGAAAGCAGGUGUAGUGUCAGAGGAGCCUACUCUACCCUUACAGAGAGAUGUCAUACUGAACAAAGACUAUUUCAGAACGCAGGAACAAGAGAGGAAGAGGAAAGAGGGGACAGCUGUGUGAUACUCAGCCUGGUUCUAAAACCAGAGGGUCAGUCCUGGACAUUUUGGACCAAAUCCAUGUUGAUAGAAGAUAUCAGAAUAUCUUCUGUCCAAGUGCCCUGGAAAGUCCUCGCAUUAAUGUCCUAGUAAAUCCUAAAAACUGUGCUUUAUUUCCAUCUGAAUUGGGCCUCUCUAUGUAUGUGUAUAAUGUAUAUUUGUGCAAUUUUAUUGAUAUUAAAAUUGAUUAAAUAUGUGGAUCCUG